Messenger RNA from Grosmannia clavigera kw1407, 2607 nucleotides. RefSeq names its product DNA repair protein. The coding region runs from base 1 to 2607 and encodes 868 amino acids. The record is from RefSeq and is a predicted model, not a curated record. Lineage: Eukaryota; Fungi; Ascomycota; Sordariomycetes; Ophiostomatales; Ophiostomataceae. The transcript has 2 exons.
AUGGACGACUUCUCGGACGACGGCUUCGACGAGCUGAACGUGGCCCUGCUGCAGGAGCUUGAGAAUAACGCGCUCGAGUCUCUGCAGUCCCAGCGGCCGCGCCAGCCGAAUGCCGGCCCCGGCGGCCUCUUUCGCUCACAGCGACUGCCUGGUGGGGCCGAGGUGAUUGAGAUCGACGACGACGUCGACCAGGCCGAUGCAGAGAUGCUCCGCGAGCUGGCCCACGUGGCCCAUGUGCCAGCCCAGCAUUCGCGGUCCAGCCGCCUGGCCGUGGCAGCGGCACCGCCACCCCUGCCGCUGCCAGCCUACUCCCAGCAUAGCAUCGCCAACAUGCCGCUGCCGGCUGCCAGCAGGCAGCCGCCACUGCAGCCGCAGAUGCAGACACAGGCACGGACACGACCAGUCCACCCGGUCGUUCCAGCAGGCGGACGAGGGCCGGGGAGGACCAUCACAGUAGCGAGGAGGCCAUCGGUCGCGGCCGGAUUGAUGGCCCCGGCUGAUUGUGCAACCAUUUCGGAUCUGCAGACGCGCGUCCGCCUGUUGGAGACGGACCUGUACACUGCCAACGGCAAGGCAUCCGUGAUCCAGACACUCUACAACAAGGCGCAGGCCGAGCACGAGGCCGAGAUCGCCCGCAUCCGGAAGCAGAAAGACGACGAGCUGGCAGAGCAGCGUCAGCGGGCCGAGGUUGCCGUGGCUGCCCACCGGACGGCCGCGACCGAGCUCGAGUUCGCCAGACAAGACCUGAAGGAAGAGGUGGAGAAGAGCAGAAAGGGUCGCCGCAGCGAACGUGUCGGCGAUGGGGCGCCCACCACGCCGCGCAAGGAUAGGUCAGCCCGGUCCAACUGGGACGUGGCCGACGGAUUCGACGACGUGGAGCUGCUGCCGAGUCCGAGCAAAGGUGCUGGCCGCAGACUGAAGGAUGUCAGCGGCGGGGCCACCAUUCCGGCCCUGGAACGCACGCCGACAAAGGGAAAACGCCGCCGGCCGGUGGCAGACAGCCCGACCGGUAAGCCGUUGGAACUGGUCGCAGUCGCUACAGACGACGCGGCUGGCACCACCAGAGAUCCACCACUACCAGCACAGCCUGUUGUGCCGCCCGAAAAGCCCCCGCUUCUGUUCCUCCAGGAAGUCUUGGGCCACCAGAGCCACCCCGACGAGCCUUCGACGAUCGAGCUGUUUGCUCAGUACAGCUUCCCGUCCAAUCGGAGCCAGUCGCUGGCCUUCUUGAUGCUGCAGCGGAUCCCGAAGCUCGAGGGAACCCAGGGCACAACGCGUCUGAUGCUCGACUUCUGUCAGCUGGUCUUGGGCAUCUGGUCCCAGUGUCUUCGCGAAGAAUACUACUCGCCUGUCCGGGCCCUGGUGUCGCUCUUGACCUACAUCCUGACGGAAAACCCGACCGAUCUGGCAUCCCACAUCCUGCACUCGCUGUUGCCCCUGGCCCAGGAAACCAGCUAUCUCGUCGCCGGUCCGGCUUUCAACUGUCCCGGCGGCAGCCUCGCCGACCAUCCCGACUAUGCCGUGCGCCAGCUUGCCGCCGAGAUCGACACUGGUGCCAUCAUGUCGCUCCUGCGCCUGGCUGCGCUUGGCUGCCUGACCCCAUCCACAGCCGACGAGCCGGCACAGCGGCCUUCCCAGCCAGCCACUCAGUAUGCUUACCCGGAUCUGGCUGCCUCGGCACAGACGCUCUUCUGGAGCUUGAUCUCGUUUGAGUUUGUCCUGCUCAUGCUGUCGUCCAAGCAGCCGCCCGACGCCUUUCUCGGCAUGCUCUCGCUGCUGCGCACGUCGGCCCUGCCAGACUCCAUCGGCCCCAUCACCAACGAUCCGAGCAGGGAUGCCGGCGUCGUCGCGUCCAUGGUGAUCGACCGCAUCACCCACCACAUUGACGACCCUCCCAGAUGGGCGACGCCCUGCAAGUACACCGAAUGGGAUGUGCGCCUGUCGGCAUUGGGCGUGCUCGACUGUUUUGCCCAGAGCUCUUUCGGCAGGCUGAGCCUGGCCGCCAGCAACUGCGCCUUUCCGCGUCUGGUGGCCGUCUUCUUCUCGGCCUAUGGGGAGCUUCGCGACAGAGACCUGCUUCGUGAGCCGCUGCAUCUUGCCGCUGACGAUCUGUCCUUGCCGGACGAUCGGCUGAGGGCCUAUGGCAUCGGCGGCUUCGACCUGGCGCAGACUCUCGGCCGGCCCAUCUCCGACACCACGGACAGCAGCGUCGAGCAACCAGGCUCCAGCUGCGAUGUUGACCGCAAUUUUGUUCCGCUGGUGCUGGCCUACGUCUCUGCCGUCGUCGACCUGCUGCACAGCAUCGUGACCGACCCGUACACUGCGGCCGUCGCCAACAUCCCGACCAAACUGGCCGAGACUCGGGGCGGAGCCCAGAGCAUGUAUCUGCUCAUCAUGGCGAGAAUGGGCUUCCGCAUUGAUCCUGUCUUUUCUGUCGGGCUGCGCGACGAGACGCGCCAGCUUGCACUCGAGCUUUUCAAUCUGGCAGCCACGCCAGAAGAACAGAAAGACUACUACGAGUGGGCAGAACAAUCGUGCAAUUUCUGGCACGACGGCACAGCCGAUCCCUUCUCCGAGGCUGCUGAUGCAGACUGUAUGGUCCCGUGA